AACAAGAGAUGCAGAUGGAGAUGGAGCGAAACUUGGUAAAAGAAGACAAUUCACCAAUGAAGAGAGAUGGCCGAGUCUUAACGAGGUGUCCCAAUCUUAGGAUCAUGAGGAGCCUCAGGAAUGCGGAAGGCAUCGAGGAGGCGCAUGGCGGCAAGGUCGUCGGCCGCGACGAUGAGAAUGGCGUGGUGACGGUGAAGAUUGUGGUGACCAAAGAGCAGCUGAGGCAGAUGGUUGCGUCGACAGGCCGAGGAUGGAGCAAUGCCGGCCUUCAUCAGUUGGCAGCCCCGCCGAGCAUGGAGCAGUUGCUGCAUGUGCUUAGGAGACGGCAUAUGAAGAAAGCUGAGGCCGGGAAAGGUUGUAAUGGGAGUGGCUGGAGGCCUGCGCUUCAGAGCAUCCCUGAGGAAAAUUAAGGAUAUGUAUGACGAUUGACAAUAUACUGCUUACUUUGAGGUUGGCCCUAACAGGGCUUAAUGAUGUAUAUCUGUAGAGCUCCAGCUAAUAUCUUUGUUUCCUUGGGUUCUGAUGACCUUAAUGAUCAGAUGUACCACGGUUUGUUUAUUUUGCACUUCGUUUUUUUUUUUCUUGGUUGAAGGAAAGUUUAGAGAUGUAGCACUCAACGUGGAGAACCUUUCGGCUAUUUAGAAUGAAAGUGCAAGGAUUUGAUA
This is a messenger RNA of Elaeis guineensis (African oil palm), 665 nucleotides long. RefSeq lists its product as uncharacterized. The record is from RefSeq and is a predicted model, not a curated record. NCBI's taxonomy places the organism in Eukaryota, Viridiplantae, Streptophyta, Magnoliopsida, Arecales, Arecaceae.